UAAAAUUUAGAUUUUUUAUAAUUUAUAUAUUAUAUAAUAAAAGAAAUCUUUAUUUAAUACUUCCUUAAUUUCCAGUAAGGUUUUUUUAUUUAUCCUUGACACGUGGAUGAACUAUCAAACUCGAUGGUAUCAAAAGGGUUGAAGACCCGUCAUCAAUGGUGGUCAGAAGAUACCGAAGAGUCCAUUUCUCGCAGGCGUUUUACGCGUGGGUGUUAUCGCGGAUGGUCGGAAGGGAAAAUUGACGUUCGGUCGUCGUUGUUAUUCGUUCGACGAGGUACGAGAACCACUGGGAAAAUGUGAACGUAUGGACACCCGACGUUGUCUGACUCGACUAGUGUUCAGUGUCGUCAGUUCGAUCCGGUCAGUGGGCCAUUCAGCAUGAACAACGAGCGCAAGGAUAAUGGGUCCGUUUACUCGGUCGGAAGCCAGAACCAUCUAAUGACGAUAAAAUCUAGGAAAACCUUCUUCAAGAAAAAGACUAAGAUUCCUAAUCUGUUGGUGAUAAUUUUUUGCUUCCUGGUGGGUUCCUUGUCUGUAACAGUUGUGGUGCUUGCAAUACUUUAUGCGUGUAAUAGUAUGGUAAAGAUAUGUGACAGUGAGGAUUGCGUGCGAGUCGCGGCUAGUUUGAAGGAAUCUAUGAAUGUGUCCGUAGAUCCUUGCGACGAUUUUUAUCACUACGUAUGCAGCAGAUGGCCGCAGGAGCAUCCUAUUCCGGAUUCCAGCUUGACGAAUUCCUGGUUCAACGAGCGCAACGAUCGUAUGCUUAGGAAAAUCAGAGAGCUGCUGAAAGUUAAUAUGUCUGCCAGUGAGGUACCCUGGGCAGUGAUGCAGGCCAAGACUAUGUUCACUAGCUGCAUGGACGUGCAUACCAUGAAUGAGCUCAAUUUGUCCCCACUAUUCGAUCUGUUGGAGUUAUUAAAUUUACCUGUGAUCCCCGCAAGAGACAUUAAUAAAACAACCAAUUACAUUGAACAACUCGCUAGGAUAAAGAAAGUUUUAAACUAUGACAUUUUUUUUGGCUUGGAUGUCAUGCCCGAUUUAAAGAACAAGAGCAAGAACGUAAUCUCCUUCGACCUUCCGGAUCAUUCCAGUCCUUUCCCCACUGAAAAAGAAUUAGAAAAGCGGUUGCACACUGUCAGAUCACGAUUGCGAAAAUUAGACGAGUUAGAUGACGAAGCCAUGCUGAGCGAGAACGAAAAUAUUGAGCUUACUUAUAUGACUGAUGUUAUUAAAGAAGUUAUCAGCAAUGGCACCAUAAAUGAGUGCACGUCGGAAGACGAAAUUAUGAUAUUAGAAACUAAAUUAGAGAAUUUUGUUGAGAUGCUUUACAAUAUUAGCAAUCUUCUCUAUGACAUAACUGGUGCAGAAAAUCAGAGUGUUUCUAUGGAAGACUUGAGUGAUAGCGAUUACAUGCUGGUAGAUGAUCUACAAAAGUUGACAGACCAAUAUGUAAUAGAGAUGAAUUCAUCCCUCACGCCUAAUCUGAUUUGGCGUCCUUUUAUUGAAUCCCUUUUUAAAGGGAUUGUUAAGUUGGAUCUUGAUGAAAAGGACAAAGUUCUCAUUAACAAUUUGGACUUUUUAAAAAAUAUUGCACUGUUGUUUGCUAUUAUGCCGGAGGAAACCAUAGAAAGCUACAUUUGGUGGACCAUUGUGGACAUUGUGGUGCCCCAUUCUUCCAAUAAGCUCAGGAAUAUUUGGAACGAUUAUGUAAAUAAGUUAAUAGAUGUGGAAGUAGGUGAAUCGAAAUCGUUGAACUGCGUGUCGGUAGUCAAUGAAUUAAUGGGAAUGGCGGUGUCAUGGCUGUUCGUAGAUCCGACAUUUCACGAGAACAAAGUUAAUAGAGUACAAGAAAUGUUAGAAGACAUAAGAGAGGCGUUCGCGUCGCUUGUGAUCAAGACAGAUUGGAUGGAUCAAUCGACGAAAACGGCAACGCUGGAAAAGAGCCAGAAAAUGGUCUCUGAAAUUGGAUUUCCCACAUGGCUCUUUAACGAAGAAAAGCUCAACGACUAUUACAAAGGUAUAAGCCUAUCGGAAAUAAACUAUCUAGAAAAUAUGAUACAAAUCGUGCAAUUGCAAUCAAAUACCACGUUGGCGAGUCUGCACGACGAUAAUGUAUACAACGAGUCAUACUGGGCAACUGAUCCUACUGUUGUAAAUGCAUUCCACACCUUUCAACUUAAUCAUAUAACUAUACCUGCUGGAAUUCUGCAAUUCCCAUUUUAUGAAUUGGGUCUUGAAGCCUUAAAUUACGGCGCUAUCGGUACGAUACUUGGACACGAGUUAACUCAUGGAUUCGACAAUAGUGGUCGGCAUUACGACGGUGACGGAAAUCUUCGACAAUGGUGGACCAAUGAAACCAUUUCGGAAUACUCGGAUAGGACUCAGUGUUUUAUAGAUCACUAUAACACUUAUUAUAUGGAUGAGGUCGACGAUUACAUCGACGGCGAGCUAACCCUGGACGAGAACAUCGCCGAUAAUGGCGGCCUUCGCGAAGCCUUUCUCGCUUACCAGAGAUGGAAGAACCGGCACGGUCGAGAGCCUAUACUUCCGGGAUUCACCCAGUUUACGCACGAUCAGCUAUUUUUUCUUUCUUACGCACACUUAUGGUGCGAAUCUUAUACUGCUACAUCAUUGAAGUGGCUGUUGAAAGAUUCUCAUUGUCCCGGUCACGUGAGACUUCAAGCUGUACUGAGAAAUUCCAAAGAAUUUAGUGCCGCAUGGAAUUGUCCUGUAGAGUCAAGCAUGAACCCUUCGAAAAAGUGUCAUAUGUGGUAAAUAGCUGCUUUUAUCUUUGGCAGAUAAAAGAUGACGUUUGUUAUUUAAUAUCGUUGAUUAAUCAAAUAUUUACCAUUUUGUGAUAUGGAACUAAAAAAACUCAGAACGAUAAUAAUCUAAUAAUAAUUAAAACAAUUUAUUAUUUUGUGAGACUCAUGACAACUUACAGUAAUGUAAAAGCAUUAUCUAAUAAUAAGAUUUUCUUUUCUAUUUAUUUUUAAUCAACAAUGAUUGAUAUGGAAUUAAUGUGGACACGGAGUUUGUACGAAGUUUUGUACUGCAGUCGCUAUAAUUAUUGUUGUCCGUUUAAUGUAUGAUAUGUGACAAAUUGUUUUUAUGUAAUUUCCGUAAGAUCUUUCGCACGUUGGGGACUAGCAUCAACGAGAAAUUAAAGAGUGGUUCAAUAAUGUUUGUAAUAAAAGAACUUUAUUUACGUAUAAAAAAUAUUUUUCAACUCCUACAUUCUUUAUUUUUUUACAUGUCUAAAUAGAAUUUUUAAUCUUGUUUUGCCAUUUCGAUUGGUACAAGAUAGAAAAUUAUACACAAUAGUAUGUUAUAUACAUGUAGUACCGC
This is a messenger RNA of Monomorium pharaonis (pharaoh ant), 3348 nucleotides long. It is a transcript of the gene Nep5, whose product is annotated as endothelin-converting enzyme homolog. The coding region runs from base 379 to 2775 and encodes 798 amino acids. Gene Ontology annotation, biological process: protein processing. Gene Ontology annotation, molecular function: metalloendopeptidase activity. Gene Ontology annotation, cellular component: plasma membrane. The record is from RefSeq and is a predicted model, not a curated record. Lineage: Eukaryota; Metazoa; Arthropoda; Insecta; Hymenoptera; Formicidae. The transcript has 17 exons.